Molecule: messenger RNA, 2199 nt
Organism: Pipistrellus kuhlii (Kuhl's pipistrelle)
Lineage: Eukaryota; Metazoa; Chordata; Mammalia; Chiroptera; Vespertilionidae
Product: polyunsaturated fatty acid lipoxygenase ALOX15
Exons: 13
Coding region: 7-1911 (634 amino acids)
Biological process (GO): linoleic acid metabolic process; lipid oxidation
Cellular component (GO): plasma membrane; cytosol
Molecular function (GO): arachidonate 12(S)-lipoxygenase activity; protein binding; arachidonate 15-lipoxygenase activity
Source: RefSeq, a predicted model, not a curated record
UGGAAGAUGGGUGUCUACCGCAUCCGUGUGUCCACUGGGUCUUCGCUCUUCGCGGGCUCCACCAACCAGGUACAGCUGUGGCUGGUGGGCCAGCACCGGGAAGCCGUGCUCCGGGAGCGUUUUCGGCCUAUGCUGGGCAAGGAGACAGAGUUCCAGGAGGAUGUGAAGGAAUCCCUAGGGCCACUGCUGUUUGUGAAAAUGCGCAAAAAGCAAUUGCUACAGGAUGACGCCUGGUUCUGCAACUGGAUCUCCGUGCAGGGCCCUGGGGCCGCUGGGGAGGAGUACUGGUUCCCCUGCUACCGCUGGGUGGAGGGCAGUGGCAUCCUGAGCCUCCCAGAGGGCACAGGCCGCACUUUGGUAGAGGACCCUCAAGGCCUGUUCAAGAAACACAGAGAGGAGGAGCUGGAAGAGAGAAGGAAGCUGUACAAAUGGGGUAACUGGAAGGAUGGGUUAAUCCUGAAUGUGGCUGCGGACAAUUUAGAUGAUCUCCCUCAAGAUGAGAGGUUUCUGGAGGACAAGAGAAUUGACUUUGAGUCUUCACUGGCCAAAGGGCUGGCCAAAAUAGCUGUCAAAGACUCUUUAAAUGUUCUUGUUCCCUGGAAUGAUCUGGAUGACUUCAACAGGAUCUUCUGGUAUGACCACAGCAAGCUGGCUGAGAAGGUGCGGGAUUCCUGGAAGGAGGAUGCCUUAUUUGGGUACCAGUUUCUCAAUGGCGCCAACCCCAUGCUGCUAAGGCGCUCCAGUAGCCUUCCUGCCCGCCUAGUGUUCCCUUCAGGGAUGGAGGAGCUGCAGGCCCAGCUGGAGCAGGAGCUGAAGGGAGGCACGCUGUUUGAAGCUGACUUCUCCCUGCUGGAUGGGAUCAAGGCUAAUGUCAUCCUAGGUAGCCAGCAAUACCUGGCUGCCCCUCUGGUCAUGCUGAAACUGCAGCCUGAUGGGAAACUCUUGCCCAUGGUCAUCCAGCUCGAAUUGCCACGCACGGGAUCCCCACCACCAACACUUUUCCUGCCCACGGAUCCCCCGAUGGCCUGGCUCCUGGCUAAAUGCUGGGUCCGCAGUUCUGACUUCCAGCUUCAUGAGCUUCUCUCUCAUCUUCUGAGGGCACAUUUGAUGGCUGAGGUUAUUGCUAUGGCCACCAUGAGAUGCCUUCCAUCCAUACACCCUAUCUUCAAGGUGGUGAGCACUGGUGGGGGAGGCCACUUGGAGAUGCUUAGGCGCGCUAGAGCCUUUUUAACCUAUAGAUCAUUCUGUCCCCCUGAUGAUCUGGCUGACCGGGGGCUUCUGGGAGUCAAGUCUUCUUACUAUGCUCAGGAUGCUCUGAGGCUCUGGGAAAUCAUGUAUCGCUAUGUGGAGGGAAUUGUGAGUCUUCACUUUAAGAUGGACAACGCGGUGAAAAAGGAUCUGGAACUGCAGACCUGGUGUCGUGAGAUCACUGAAAUUGGCCUGCGAGGGGCCCAGGACCAAGGAUUUCCCAUGUCCUUAGAGUCCCGGGACCAACUUUGCUACUUUGUCACCAUGUGCAUCUUCACCUGCACUGGCCAGCACUCUUCCGUUCACCUGGGCCAGCUGGAUUGGUAUGCUUGGGUCCCUAAUGCACCCUGCACCAUGCGGCUGCCCCCACCGACCACCAAGGAUGUGACCCUGGAGACGGUGAUGGCGACACUGCCCAACUUUCAUCAGGCUUCUCUCCAGAUGUCCAUGACUUGGCAACUGGGCAGACGUCAGCCCAUUAGUGUGCUUCUGGGCCAGCAUGAGGAGGAGUACUUUUCAGGCCCUGAGCCCAAAGCUGCACUAAAGAAGUUCAGGGAGGAGCUGGCUGCCCUGGAUAAGGAAAUUGAGAUCCGGAAUGCAAAGCUGGACAUGCCCUAUGAGUACCUACGACCCAGCAGAGUGGAAAACAGUGUGGCCAUAUGAGCACUGUGGUUGUUUCAGCAUCUUUUCCACCCAACUCCCAGCCACAUCCCUUAGAGCUUUUAGUCUUCCUCUCCCCAAGCAUGCCUCCUUCUAUCUCCACCCUCCUUAGAGAAUCACCUUUUCUCUGUGUCUGUACACAGUGAACAUAUUUUACUCUAGACUCACCACCUAGGGGGCUCAUUUCUCCCUUAUCCCUCCCACUUUUCCUAUUGUCCUCCCCUCUUCCCUCAUCACUGGGUUCUCCCAAAGGUAAUAAUCACACUUAUAUAACUGUUUCUUUGGACUAGG